Molecule: messenger RNA, 1696 nt
Organism: Larimichthys crocea (large yellow croaker)
Lineage: Eukaryota; Metazoa; Chordata; Actinopteri; Sciaenidae
Gene: myog
Product: myogenin
Exons: 3
Coding region: 648-1400 (250 amino acids)
Biological process (GO): positive regulation of myoblast differentiation; positive regulation of skeletal muscle fiber development; positive regulation of transcription by RNA polymerase II
Molecular function (GO): protein dimerization activity; DNA-binding transcription factor activity, RNA polymerase II-specific; RNA polymerase II cis-regulatory region sequence-specific DNA binding
Source: RefSeq, a predicted model, not a curated record
CAUUUCCUUCCCAUCCAAAACUAAGAGUCAAACAACUUGUUGUCAUUGCGUAUCAUUGGCUCCUGGUCGAAGUGACAGCUGUCUCCAGACUGUCCCUACUGCCCACUCCCCUCCUCCGCCCCCCAUGGCAGGGCAGGGGACUUUACGUUUGGUGUCAUGGAGGGGGGGACGCAAGUCUGGGAUUAGCUCAUCAAGACGGACAUCUUUGAUCUGAGGUUAUCUCUCCCAUUUCCACGGCAACUUGAUCAUAUCCUGGUCUCUUAAGACACACACGAGGGCACACACACACACACACACACACACACACAAAUGGGCCUUAAAGCCCUAGAGAGCAAGGCCCAACAGAGAUGUGAAGUGUAGAUGUGCAGCAACAGCUAAACGUCGUGUCAGGUUUCUGGGGGCUCGUGCUAAAUUUAACCCUGUGAUCCUGCAGCAGGCAGAGGGGUUUAAAUGCCAGCCUACAGUUGCUCCACACCAGUUGUUCUCCACACGUCUUCCACUCAUCACAAACCAAAGCAAGACAGCCACACACACCUACACUCUGACACACACGCUUCCAGGCGCAGGACUGAAGACCACAUACAGUAGAGCAGUUCCAGGGGAAGCAGGAAUCUUUGUCCCCCUUUCAGACCACAGCGUUGUCCAGUAUGGAGCUUUUCGAGACCAACCCUUACUUCUUCCCUGACCAGCGCUUCUACGAGGGAGGGGACAGCUACUUCCCCUCUCGCCUGCCUGGGGCAUAUGACCAAGGUGCCUACCAGGAUAGAAACUCCAUGAUGGGCUUGUGUGGGAAUCUGACUGGGGGUGUUGGAGUUGGGGUGACAGGAACAGAGGACAAAGCCUCCCCGUCCAGCCUGUCGCCUCACUCCGAGCCCCAUUGCCCGGGCCAGUGCCUUCCCUGGGCCUGUAAGCUGUGCAAAAGGAAGACGGUUACCAUGGACCGUCGGAGAGCGGCCACAAUGAGGGAGAAGAGGCGCCUGAAGAAGGUGAACGAGGCCUUUGAUGCUCUGAAGAGGAGCACCCUGAUGAACCCAAACCAGAGGCUGCCCAAGGUGGAGAUCUUGCGGAGUGCCAUCCAGUAUAUCGAAAGGCUGCAGGCCCUGGUGUCUUCCCUCAACCAGCAGGACACUGAGACUGGACAGCAGGGACUGCACUACCGACCCAGCGCAACCCAACCCAGAGUGUCAUCGUCAAGCGAGCCCAGUUCGGGCAGCACCUGCUGCAGUAGCCCCGAGUGGAGCAGCACUCCCGAGCAGUGCACACAGAGCUACAGCAGCGAGGAUCUCCUGAGUGCUGCUGACUCUCCAGAGCAGGGGAACAUGCGUGCCCUGACCUCCAUCGUGGACAGCAUCACUGCAGCGGACGGAGCUGUAGCCUUUCCGAUGGACAUUCCCAAAUAGAGCCUCCACAUUGCGGACCCAUAGGUGCACAGAGAGCCACAGACAAAAAGGAAAAUGGUAAUUGGCAAAGCAGGCUGAGAAACUGUCCUAAAUUCUGAUUUAAUUUAUUUUUUUUAGCUCUACUGAUCUGAGUGUCUUAUACUAAAUUAUGAGUGAUUUAUUUGAAUUGUAAAUCUGCUGAUCAAUGGGUCUGUCAGCCAAACUGAAUUCCUCCUGUUCCCGAAUGAGGCCUUAUUCUCUUUAUUCCCUGCCUUAUCCCGUGGUCCAGACCUUUCUGUCAGAGCCACGGGAGCUUA